CCCCAUUUGCACACAGAGCCAAACAAAAGAAACACCCCAUGAUCACAUCUUCCUAAGUUUUCAAACUAUCUCUGCACCUUCAACACGUUUUAAGGGGGUCAGCACUAGCCUGACAUUUAUUUGUGGUAUAUACUGCAGUAUUAGUUAAAAAAGUGUGUCUUUUGUGAGGGAGUGACUGAACGCCUCCUGAUUCAGGCCAGUUUAACUCAGUCUUGGGAUCCGACUGCAGCUCUGGGAAUCUGCCACAGGCAUGCCUUUCCUUUGAGGCCAGACCUUCUCCAGCCUGGAUGGAUCAGACAGCGAGGAGGCUGCUGAGCAAAACGUCUCCACCACCACUACAGUUGGAUGUCUCGCAUUGUGGCUCUGUUUGGAAACACCACUGAAGUUUGAAACUGCAUCUGCCGAACUUGAACAAUGUGCAUCGGUUGGCGUGGGGGUGCGAGGAUGCUGAUAGGCUUGUGUGGACUAUUUGUCCUGAAGGUCACCGGCUGUGCUGGACAGACCUAUGAACGCUGGGAGGCCGGUUCCUCGUGCUACGGAGGGUUUGAUCUCUACUUUGUGCUGGACAAAUCUGGAAGUGUCCAGCACCACUGGAAUGAGAUCUACUAUUUUGUUGAUCAUCUUGCACACAAAUUCAUCAGUCCGCAGCUCCGCAUGUCCUUCAUAGUGUUUUCAACAGAGGGAAGGAUCCUAAUGAAACUGACAGAGGACAGGGAUCAGAUCCGUGCCGGCCUGGAGGAGCUUCAGGGAGUGUUGCCAGGUGGAGACACAUUCAUGCACAAAGGCUUUCAAAGGGCGAGUGAACAGAUCUACUAUGGCACAGGUGAUGGAUAUCGCACAGCGAGUGUCAUCAUUGCUCUAACAGAUGGAGAAUUGCGCGAGAAUGAAUUUGACUUGGCAGCCAGAGAGGCCGGACGCUCGCGGCAGCUGGGAGCUUCUGUCUACUGUGUCGGAGUGAAGGACUUUAAUGAAACCCAGCUGGCGACGAUAGCCGACAGUAAAGAUCAUGUUUUUCCGGUGUAUGAUGGUUUUGAAGCUCUGCAAGGAGUCCUUGAUUCGAUCCUGAAGAGGUCAUGCAUCGAGAUCCUUGCAGUGGAACCAUCAAGCAUUUGUGCCGGAGAAUCCUUCGAGGUGGUCGUCAAAGGCAACGGAUUCCUUCACGCUCGUGAUGUGAAUCGAAUUCUUUGCAGCUUCCGCAUCAACAACACCAUCACCGUGAUGAAGAGACCUCUGGUAGUUAAGGACACGUACCUGCUCUGCCCAGCGCCUGUACUGAAGGAGAAAGGAACAUCUGCCACUCUCCAUGUCAGUAUGAACAACGGCCUGAGUUUUAUCUCCAGUUCUGUGACCAUCACAACCGUGACCUGUACUGAUGGAACCUUCUUGGCCAUAGCGCUGCUCAUACUUAUGCUGCUGAUCGCCAUGGCGAUACUUUGGUGGUUUUGGCCCCUCUGCUGUACCGUGAUUGUCCACGAGCCACCACCACCACCUGUGAUGGAAGACAGUUCGGAUGAAGAGGAUGACGGCUAUCCAAAGAAAAAGUGGCCGACAGUGGACGCGUCAUAUUAUGGUGGCAGAGGAGUUGGCGGCAUUAAAAGAAUGGAAGUGCGCUGGGGAGAUAAGGGGUCCACUGAAGAAGGAGCCAAACUGGAGAAAGCCAAGAAUGCUCGAGUGCAGAUGCCAGAGCAGGAGUUUGAGUUUCCAUGCACACGGACCCUGAACAACGGCAUGCGGAAGCCCAUCUACCCUCAGAAGUGGUACUCGCCGAUCAAGGGUAAACUGGACGCCCUGUGGGUGUGGCUUAGGAGAGGAUACGACCGUGUAUCAGUGAUGCGGCCUCAACCUGGAGACAAGGGUCGCUGUCUGAAAUUUACCCUCAUGAAAUCCUGCCCGGCCCCUCAAUACCCACAUUACAACAACCCCUCGACUCACAUCUACAGCCUUCCCCACAGCAGAUGCCCCCCUGUCCCACAGGGCACCCUGCCGCCCACUCCACGCUGCUCCGCCCACUCUCCAACCUCCACCCUCCCACCAUUGCCUUCCACUCCGCCCCCAUCAUCUAUCACCCCUCCCCCUUACACUCCACCUCCAACCAAUCUGAGCAUCAGUGUGACUUUACCUCCUCCCUCUCCACCACCACCAGCACCCUCAUCCUCCAGCACCCUGCCUCCACCCCCUCUUGCUGCUCCGCCCGGACGAGCCCCGCCUCCUUCUCGUCCACCACCACGCCCAGGUGUUGAUGUUCCUGACCUUCCCUAAAGAGGAACCGCAGUUGUUUAAUUAGGAAUGAGCAGAUGAUUGCUGCACCAAGACUUUUCAAAAACGAAAAGUGUGAAUCGAGGCAUUCGGCAUGUAUCUGACAUUGUGUCAACUUAACGCUGAUGGAUGUCAUAGAUAUGAAAGACCUAGCGACUGUUGCUAAUUACCACCACCAUAUUCAAGCACAUCCAUCAUUUCAGAAGACAAUGCACACAUGCAAGAAAAAGAAGUCACUUUUAUAAUGAUUUAGUAGUUUAAUCGGUUUAAUCUUGUUAUUUAGUAAAAAAACUGAACAUUUCAAAAAGAUUCUGACCUGGAAGAAGCUUCAUCCUUUUUUAUAUCUUUUGCUGGUUCUUACACCCAUUGGCAGUGUUACUUUUGACUAUACUGUAUGUGCACUUCAUUGUUGCCCUUCCUAAUUCAGACCGCUAGUGACUAGCUCAUUCAUUUUAACGGAAACUUGGCGACUUCUGGGACCCGACUGUUGGCGACAGGAAGCGGACGUGUCAAAAGUUUAACUUUACGACUUUCGUGGGAGACUACCAAUCACGUUAUCUGUCUCUCGUCAGUUAUGCUACGCUCACACUAGACUUUAAGCAUGCGAGUAUUUGUCAGACGUUGCUGCAGGGAUUGGACGGGGAGUAGCUCAUCAAUAUAAUAUUUGUGCUUCUUCAGGUCAGAGAUCACCAGACUUGAACUUUGCUACGCAGCGACCUGCAACAUAUCGCCACACGAGCUUGCGUUUCCGGUCUGAUGCAUUCUCAUGCGUUUGAAUGGAAGACGAAAAGUCUAGUGUGACCGCAGCUUUACUGCAGUGGAUGGCACUUGUUUGUUUAUGACCACCAAAAUUAGGAACGCCUCCUAAGGACAACAUUGACAGAAACUUGAGGGAAAAACUCUUUAACCCCUUAGCAUUCCUAAAAAACUCCUUAAAAUGACACAAAUUGUUACUGCUGUGUUGAUUGUAUCUUAAAAGGGUUUACAUCAUUCGAAUCACAAGAAUCUCAGCUUUCCAAAGAUAUAUGACAUGUUUAGGUAUUUGUUUUUGAGUUUUCAUGAAGUUUCUGUCAAAUAAUGCAGUAGGGGGUCAAUAUGUAUAUAUGGUUGCUUUGCAAACAUUGAGUUUAUAUUAUAGUUACAGUUUGAUCGUUUUAAUUUCAAGCACUUUCUGUAUUUUGUUUGGAAGUUUCUUGUGUUUAUUAAGGAUGUUCAAUGUCAAUCUGGAGAUCCCUUGAACGAUGAGCAUGUUUGUACACGCUUUAAAUAAAUUUCUACUUCUGCGUCA
Messenger RNA from Misgurnus anguillicaudatus (oriental weatherfish), 3544 nucleotides. RefSeq names its product ANTXR cell adhesion molecule 1b (gene antxr1b). NCBI's taxonomy places the organism in Eukaryota, Metazoa, Chordata, Actinopteri, Cypriniformes, Cobitidae. Gene Ontology annotation, molecular function: transmembrane signaling receptor activity. Gene Ontology annotation, cellular component: cell surface; plasma membrane. The record is from RefSeq and is a predicted model, not a curated record.